GGAAAACACUCAUUGUAAAUAUGAUAAAAACAAGUUACAUUAGCUGUGCGUGCAAUCGAUUACCUCACGUAGUAGAUUGGGGACGAAACAAUCUUGUGUGCUAUGGAGCAAAUAAUUCGAUAGCGAUAUACAACCCAACAGCUAAUAAGUUUGGAAAAGUUUUGUCAACGUUACAUGUUCAUACAGACAGAGUAAAUACUGUUCGUUGGAUUAAACCUUGCUUUCCAAAUCCAGAAACAGAAUUUAUAUCAGCAUCAUCCGAUGGCACAGCAAUUAUUUGGCAACUGAAUGAUGAAGCAACAGGUUCUUUCAAAGCAAGCGAUAUCUUACGAAUUAAUGAACCUACAAAUAUUUGUGAUGCAAUAUAUUUGACUGAAAAUUCACUUGACUUGCUCAUUUGUACUGGUUCUACUGAUGGAGACUUUAGACUAUGGAUAAGAGUAGGUGAUCAAGAAAUAGAACCUACACAGAUAUUAAGUUUUUCUAAAAAACUUCCUAUUGGAGCACGCUUAGCUCUUAUGCCAAAUGAACCAGAUGGUUCCUUAAAUCCGCUAUUAUUUAUAGCAAUGGAAGACUCAAGUAUUCUUCUGUAUUCUACUAUUUUUCACAGUGAUGAUCUAGAUCAAAAAAAAAUUGGAGAUUUUGUUAAAGUACAGACAUUAGUUGGUCAUGAAGAUUGGGUCACAUGUAUAGAUUACAUUUUAACUGAUUCACAAGAGUUAUUAAUAGCUACUGGUUCACAAGAUAGUACUAUAAGAUUGUACAAAAUUUCUCGCAAAAGCAUUGCUAGCAGUGAAAUUACAACAAAUGAUGAAUUGAAACUAAAAAAACAAAAUUUUUUUCUUCAUGAUCAUGAAUAUGAAAUAGUUUUAGAAAGUAUUUUAUGUGCUCAUGAUUCUUGGAUUUAUGAAGUGCAUUGGCAUCCUUUAUUAAAGAAAGAUAAUAAAAAUUGUCAACCACUGAAAUUGUUAUCAUGUUCUUUAGAUAAAACAGCAAUCAUCUGGGAACCUAGCAAAAAUGCUGGUAUUUGGUCUGAAACUGUCAGGGUUGGAGAGGUGGGUGGUAAUUCAUUAGGAUUUUAUGGAUGUAAAUUUGGUCCUCAAGGAAAUAGUAUUUUAACAUAUGGUUACCAUGGGUCUUUCCACAUGUGGAAAUUCGAUGAAAAUUCUCAAAAUUGGAAGCCAAAACCUGCACCGAGUGGUCACUUUAAUAGUGUAGUAGAUCUUUGCUGGGAUUCUAAAGGAAGAUUUUUUAUAUCAGUUAGCACUGAUCAAACGACAAGAGUUCAUGCACCCUGGUUGUUAGAUGAUGGUGAAGAAUCUUGGCAUGAAAUUGGAAGGCCACAAAUUCAUGGUUAUGAUAUGUCAUGUAUAGCUAUUCUCAAACCUAACAUUUUUGCUUCUGGAGCUGAAGAAAAAGUUGUGAGAAUUUUCACUGCUCCAUUAAGUUUUAAAAAUUAUUUGGAAAAAUUAUGCAAUGAUAUUGCUGAUUUUGACAUUAACGUAAAGGUUGAAGGAGCAUCUGUGCCUGCUUUAGGUUUAACAAAUAAGGCAGUCACAGAUGAAUUAAGUAAUGAUCAAGUUGACCAAAAUAAAACAGAAAACUCCUUAGGAAAGCUGAAUUAUAACGAACCUCCUGUUGAAGAAGAUAUAGUCAGAUACACUCUUUGGCCAGAGCUCCAGAAACUUUAUGGACAUGGUUAUGAAAUUUUUUCAAUUGCAGCACGUUAUGAUGGAAAAGUUCUUGCAACCUCUUCUAAAUCUUCCUGUCCGGAGCAUGCUGUAAUAAUCUUGUGGGAUACAACAGCUUGGCAUCAACCACAAAAAUUAUUCGCUCAUCAUUUAACUGUUACACAGCUGGCAUUUUCACCUGAUGGACAAUACCUUCUUUCUGUAUCAAGAGAUCGAAGAUGGGCCCUUUUCGCAUUGCAAGAUGAAAAAUAUGAACUUUUAGUAAUGAGUCCUAAGAAGGAUAGUCUUCAUGCUCGUAUUAUUUGGUGUUGUGCAUGGACAAGUGACUCAAAGUAUUUUGCAACAGGUUCUAGAGAUGGAAAAAUUGGAAUCUGGAGUGUGGACAAACUUGAUAGUCAACAACCAACUGCAAUAACCAGUUUAACUUUGACUCAUACUUCUAUCACAGCUGUUGCUUUUGCACCACUAGACAAUCAAGAUGAUGAAUUAAUGUAUGUUAUAGCAAUGGGCUUUGAAAAUGGAUGUAUAGAUAUUAGAAAAAUUAAAAAAACAAAUGAAUCUUACAGUUGGUUACAAAUAGUGCACUUAAAUCAGUCUGAAGCUCAUCAUAUGACUGUGAAAAGAAUUACUUUCCGCCCAAUGCACAAAAACCAACAAAAGAAUAAAUUACAAUUUGCAAGUUGUGGAGCUGAUAAUAUAAUAAAAGUACACGAUUUACUGUUGAACUAAUAAUACACUAUAACAAUCUUGCUAAUAUUUUAUAAACAAUAUUAAAUAAACAUUUUAUACUAUUUAGCAAAACAUCAACUAUUAAAUAA
Messenger RNA from Phymastichus coffea, 2509 nucleotides. RefSeq names its product elongator complex protein 2 (gene Elp2). The record is from RefSeq and is a predicted model, not a curated record. Gene Ontology annotation, biological process: tRNA wobble uridine modification. NCBI's taxonomy places the organism in Eukaryota, Metazoa, Arthropoda, Insecta, Hymenoptera, Eulophidae. The transcript has 4 exons. Gene Ontology annotation, molecular function: protein binding. Gene Ontology annotation, cellular component: elongator holoenzyme complex. The coding region runs from base 21 to 2420 and encodes 799 amino acids.